AUGGCCGAUUUUGACGAUGACGAUGAUUUUGAGGCAGACGCUGGAUUUGACGACGAUGAUGACGACGCAAGUUGGAAGGUUCGAAGAUGUGCUGCGAAAACUCUGUAUACCUUGAUCUCAACUAGAGGUAGUGGUGACCUACUCGAGGAUGGAACUCUAUACGCCCAAGUGGCUCCAACUCUUAUUCAAAGGUUCAAUGAACGAGAAGAGAAUGUUCGACUUGAAGUUAUUGCUACCAUGGCAUGUCUAAUUGGGAAAACUGGGGAGGGUGUCCUAGUCAACUUUUCGCCAGAUGAGUCUUUAAGCCAUGCAAAUCAAGCGCCCCCAAGUCGAAAGCGCAGAAGAGAGAGUGCUGGGUCAGCCACUUUUGAUACUAAAUCUUUUAUUUCAAGAUCUGCUGGUCUGACAUCACCAACCAUUGAGCCGCUCCCUGCUUCAGGUCCCCGAACAGACCUGGCAAGAUUGACCCCUGUGAUUGUAAAGACUGUUGUGAGAUUACUGAAGACAAGCCCCAUUCCAACGAAGCAAGCUCUCAUCAAUCUUUUGGAUGGAAUGGUUUCAGUUCAGGUGGGAGGCUCUCAGAAUACUUUGGCUCAGCUUUGUGGAUCCUAUCAUAGAUUCUAUCAAAACAUCGGGAGGUUUCAUCGUCUACCGCAACUACUAGUGGCGGUGCUGCCUCGGCCACUGCACAUACUCUGCGAAUUGCUGCUCUCAAGUUAUUGGGUUAAUGUUGCACAAACUCAUUCUUCGAGCGUUUUACAGCCACACCUACCUAAAAUCAUUCCAUGUGUAGCAUCAGCUGUACAUGAUAGGUUUUUACAAGAUUCUGGUGAGGCUGUCGUCGAUCGCGUAUCCGCUACCGAUGCAGAUGUUGAAAGUUCGUCAACGUGCUAUACAUGCUCUAGGUAUUAUGCUUGCUGCACAGCAAGUCCCGAGGGCUUAUCACUUCUCUCAGAAACUAACCGAAGUUCUGCUCUCACUCUGCUCAGUGAUAGACUAAAGAAUGAAACCACUCGCCUCGCUGCUGUAAGAGCUAUUGAUACUAUUGCUGUCGGUUCAAUUGAGGUUGGUCCAACCACUAAAGGCCAACUGCAGCCACCAUGGAUUCGAGAUGUUUCUCUAGAGCUUGCAGCACAACUCCGAAAGGCCAACAGAUCGCUUCGCGGUGCAAGUCUUGGAGCCCUUAAGAAUCUCAUCGUUUCUCCGGCAGCCAGAAAUUCCCUCGACGCUCCGACUGUUCAAGGCCUUAUUGACGCGCUUCUUCCGCUUUUAACCACAGUUGAUCUUCACCUUCUAGGUCCGGCGCUUUUAUUAAACCUUGCUCUUUGCGGCUUAUUGACUUCAUCAUUAAGUGGCGCUGUACUUGACGCUGUCCUUCUUUUGGUAGCCAAUAUCGGCAAACAAGGAGUUGGCCAACCUUUGAUGUCUGGUUUAUUAAGAUAUGUUAGUACUCGCGGAGACUCUACAGUCGUAGGAAAAGCUAUUGGCACGCUUUUGGUAUUUGGAGGAUCCUCAGUCGGAGUCUCACUUGACAAUUUCUUAAGCGAAGUACAAAAUCCCUCCUCGGAUGAAGCUAGACAAUGCUUAGCCUUGGCUGUUCUCGGAGAAGCUGGAUUACAGUUGGGUGCAAAAUCGCCAUUGAAUCCAUCAACCUUCACAGCUCAUUCAAUCCUCUUAUGGACAAAGUUCCUCUUGCUGCAGCAAUCGCAUUAG
Messenger RNA from Botrytis sinoallii, 1713 nucleotides. RefSeq lists its product as uncharacterized. Gene Ontology annotation, biological process: protein ubiquitination; SCF complex assembly. NCBI's taxonomy places the organism in Eukaryota, Fungi, Ascomycota, Leotiomycetes, Helotiales, Sclerotiniaceae. Bases 1 to 1713 code for a protein of 570 amino acids. The transcript has 3 exons. Gene Ontology annotation, cellular component: nucleus. The record is from RefSeq and is a predicted model, not a curated record.